Hypanus sabinus (Atlantic stingray) is the source of this 6679-nucleotide messenger RNA. Its product is annotated as GRB10-interacting GYF protein 2-like. The coding region runs from base 3651 to 5378 and encodes 575 amino acids. The transcript is spliced from 4 exons. The record is from RefSeq and is a predicted model, not a curated record. Lineage: Eukaryota; Metazoa; Chordata; Chondrichthyes; Myliobatiformes; Dasyatidae.
GCAACAACAUGGAAUUUUUCUUCUCUUCUGGUAUAAUUUCUCUCACACUUGAAUGCCUUCUGUCUUGUCCCAGUGGCAUUUAACUACUUAACUAGAUCAGAAUUUUAACGGCCUUUUAGUACUGACAGUGGUCUGCUCUGUCUGCUACUCUGAGCUGGUGGAAAAUAAGAUGAAAGGGACUUUGGGAAACCUCUGUAAAUGCAGCAGAUCAGGACACCAGUUUGCACUUCAGUAGCACUGCAAUUAGGGAAUAUGAAGACAGGGGAUGCAGAUCAGGGCAACAACAAAAGAGUGGGAAACAAGCCUCUUCGCAGAAGAUGCCAUUUACCAAUGGACUUCUGGAAGAAAUUCUCUUACAUCUACUUUUUUGUGUGGUCAAAGAAGCUCUGAACAGGAAAUGUAUAGCAAUGCCUACAGUGAAGAAACAGGGUGAUUUCGCAACUCUGCAUAAAAUUUUCAAAUCUGCUGAUAAUGUCUGAUCGAUGGGAAAGUAUAUGUGAAACUGACACACUCAUUUUGUAAAGGGACUUAGGACAAAAAGAUUGCAACAGGAAAAAAAUGAUAAACAAAUGAGAUUUCUAUUUUGGUUGAAGUGUUGGAAAAGGAAAUGGUGUGACAAUCAUAAGGUUUGGUUUUAAGGGAGAUCUGUGUAUUCUUCCAGAGUUAUCCAGAAAUAGCAGGAUUUAUAAAACUUACGGUAAUUUCAGAGUGGUGGAGUACAAAAGGAUUGAUUUCGCUGUUGAAGCCUUCAUUACCUUGACCACUGGUCAAUAAACUUCUUGAGCUGGUGUAUGUGCUGAUGUAGGCUUUACUCCUCUCUUUCUUAUAGGUGAUCCUUUAUGCAAAUAUCUAAAUCAUGUGGCGAUAGAAUGUAAUAACGUUCCUUGCAUUAAUUGUAAGCACCCAUGUUCUAAGGACUUGUUUCCUGUAACUAUUCAUCUGAAACCCACCCCCCCCCCGAGAUGUAGAUUUAACACCCACUUAUUCAGUAUAAACGUACAUGCACUGCAGUUCAGGUGGAAAAUGCUCCCCAAAAUCAAAGGGCAAGUUAUAUACACUCAUUAUAGAUAUGUUCUACACCUAAUAAAGUAGCCACUGAGUGUAUGUCUGAAGUCUUUUGCUGCUGUAGCCCAUCUACAUUAAGAUUCUACACUUUGUGUGUUCAGACAUGCUCUUCUGCACAUUCUGCACACCACUGUUGUAAUGCCUGGUUAUUGUGCUGCUGUCACUUUCCUGUCAGCUUCAAGCAGCCUGGCCCUUCUCCUCUGACUACUCUCAUUAACAAAGCAUUUUUUCCCAUGGAACUGCGGCAUGAUAGAUGUUUGUUUCAUGAAACCCCCUUUCUUCCCUGGCGUCUCAGGAAGGGCUUGUUAGCCUUCCCUGGCAGUUUCCCAACUCAGCACUGAGAAAUCCACCAUUCUCCAGCCAUGUACAUCUAGGGUAUACAUGCUCAGGUCCUGCCGAAUUUGUGAGAUUGAGAUGUCUUGCCCAUCCAAGCCCUGGUUUGUGCGAAUUCUGUGUGAUUUGCUGCCCUGUUAUAGCUUGUUGCAGGAAGUAUCAGAUCGUACACAGCAUACACUUAAAAGACAUAUAUUCAUGAACAUUAACUAAAGAGUCAGUAAAGAAAAAAAAAACAAAAAGGGCCUACCAUAAUUAAACAAUUAAAAGUGCACAGGAUGGAGCUCAACUCUUCCAAAAAUUAUAUUCACCAAUUCCCAGAAGACUCUUAAACCUAGGCUCCAUCGAAUCAUGCUCUCCAGCAUAUCAAAUCCGACAUCCGCUUUUCUCCAGUGCCUCCAGAGACUCCCACCGAUAUCAGGCACAAAAGACCUGCACCCCCAGGCUUCUCUCCUGAUUGGAUGGUUCACAUUCCUAAGCACCCCUUAUCUCUAACAACCCAAACACUGUUGACAGUGAAACCUUUACCAGGUUAGUUUGUUACAUUUGUUUUUGCACCAUUCUCUGAAAACUCUGGAGACUGUUGUACAUGAAAAUCCCAGUAGACCAGCAUUUUCUGAGAUACUCAAAUCAACCGAUGUGGCACCAACAAUCAUUCUAUGUUUUGUCAUAUUUCUUCCCCAUUCUGAUGUCUGGCCUGAACAACAACUGAACCUCGACCAUAUCUGCAUGAUUUUAUGCAUUCAGUUGUGCAAAAAUGAUUAGCUGAUAAGAUAUUUGCAUGAAUGAGCAGGUACAUUGUAGGUGUACAGCAAAAAGUGGCCACUAAGUGUAAAUUUUUGCUAAAAUGUGAAUGUAUGACAGAUGGUUGACAGUCCAUCAAACUUGAUGUGAUAUAUUUUGGUGCAUCUAUGUGAAUAGAUAAUUAAUCAGCCACCUCCCACAGUUCUAUGUAAGUAUGAGACAGUGUACAUUUGUAUUUGCAUGAUGUCAGGCACCAUAUCUGUAAAAUGUCAAUUGUGGUACUAAUAUCUGGACCAUUCAUCUAUUGUUUCAAUGGCUGUUCUCAGCCAUCUGGUAUAUUUCUUUUUAGAAUUCAUAUAUUGUUAUAAUUAGGAUUCUACAACUAAUGAUGUAUUUCUCCCUAUUGAGUAAAAUAUACACAAAUUGUCUGUUACAGUAAUGAUGCCUAAAUGAACAAGAUUACACUGUAACCUUUGAAACAAAGUGAUAUAAUAGGUUUUAAAAAUUGUAAAGAAAAGUCACAAAUAUCACCAUUUCAACAGAAAUUAUGUUAUUCAUUUUUGCUUUCUUUUCUUCUGUUAUGCAUAGGUAUGUAUAUUUUCUCAUGGCUGUGACAGUGACCUCAUUUUGUUAUUUUGAUUUGACAAUUGUAUGUUUUAUACAAGUUUAUGAGAUACCCAUUUUGGUGUUUUUCUUCAAAGUUCCCAAUUGCCACAUUUUUUGCUGUGUAUUUUGGAAUGCUUUCUUUAAAUGAUACUUUCUGAAGAAAAAUAAAUGUACAGUACACUGUUUCGAAAGUAACUUGUAAUACAAAGGUGGAUAACAAGGUCACAGAUGGUGAGAAGAAAUCGUGAAAAUGAUUGCAUUAAUUUUAUUUCUAAAGAGGAGAUAUGUUUAUAUAUUAAUGUAUUUAUACAUUUCAGCAUUAUGAACUAUCUGUACAUAAGUUAUUGUUAGAGACAUAUUGAUAACUGUGCAGCAUGUGUGACAAAUUGAAGGAUAAGACACUAAAGAUCUGUUAAGUUCAAAAAUUGUUUAAAGCCAGUGAAAACACAUGUUAAAAAGGGCUAAAAUACUAACAGGUAUUUAAUUCAUUUCAUUGUUUCUUUCAUUCUUUAUUGUGUAAAGUUAAGCCCUGAUAGUAUUUUCAGUGAUCUGCAGAGUAGCCUUUAUCUGCUAGCCAGAGGUCGAUUGCUUCUGUCUCAACCCACAUACCUAGCGGACAUCGCGGUACUUUCUUCACUUGAGUAAAUUUUCAAUGAGGAAACCACAUCAUGUAUUUGUCGCGAUUAUUUCUCCCCGUUUUUCAGGGGCGUAACACAUGAUGCUCAGCUGGCAGAAGUUUUCACCAUAUGUUAAUGUGAAGAGUGAACAGUAAAUGGUUAAUCUUACUGCGAUCUGGUUUUCAUUGGCUGUGGUUUAUCUCGACGUUAAAUUCGGCGUUCGUUACACGCGAAGGAGAACGUUACAGUGAAAAAGCGGCAUUAUCAGGUGUUUCAAGUGCUGCAAUGUCAGCUCAAUCCAGCAUCAAGUCGACGCCGCCCAGCGACAGGGGCAGUAAACCGACAUCAAGUAAGUCCACCCGGGUGUUAUCAGGUGUUCCAAGUGCUGCAAUGUCAGCUCGAUCCGGGAUCAAGUCGAUGGCGCCCAGCGAUAAGGGCAGUAAACCGACAUCAAGUAAGUCCACCCAGGCAAGAGCCAAGGCAGAAGCCGCCAAGGUGCGACUGCGUUACGCCAGACAAAAAGCAGUUUUGAAAAUGAAACUGGCCACCAGAGAAGCCGAAAUCCAGAAAGAAAGGGCUGCCAGACAAAGAGAAGAGGCUGCCAGAGAAGCCGAAAUCCAGAAAGAAAGGGCAGCCAGACAAAGAGAAGAGGCUGCCAGAGAAGCCGAAAUCCAGAAAGAAAGGGCAGCCAGACAAAGAGAAGAGGCUGCCAGAGAAGCCGAAAUCCAGAAAGAAAGGGCCGCCAGACAAAGAGAAGAGGCUGCCAGAGAAGCCGAAAUCCAGGAAGAAAGGGCCGCCAGAGAAGCCGAAAAGGCUGCCAGACAAAGAGAAGAGGCCGCCAGAGAAGCCGAAACCCAGUUGGAAAUGGCAAAAAUAUCUACAGAGUUGCAAGUGCUGCAGCGAGAAAGAGAAGACGAAGCUGCCAUGGCGGAAGCAAAGUACAUAGAAGAAGCUGAAGGGUCGCGUGAUCUGACCGCAGUAAGAUCUACUUUAGAAAGGACCAGACUGGAACGCACAAGCGACUAUGUACAAUAUCAAAUAGACAGGCAGGCUCGUCUCCCCUCUCCAUACGUAUUCGAUAACUUCCCCAGCUACGAGGAACCUCAGAGAGUCACGAUUGCAUCACAUCCAUACAAGGAAGGAAAUUUACCCUCACGGCUCCGUGAUGAAGUCAAGAAUGAAAGAACUGACAAUGCUCCUUCACCCCCACAACAGGACGGCGGGGAGGGAGAGGUUCACUCCAGGACAACAAUUGUCAGCUCGAACUGUACAGACGUUUGCGGUCAAACUCAGUCAAGCCGUUCUUGUUCCGAGAUCUGCCUCACUGAGGUGUACCCUAAAGAAGCACAACAAGACAUUACCAAGCGUAAAGUAACCGACGAGACGCUAGGUCAGUCAGUUUUCGUUCAAACCGAGCACGGAAACAAACUUGCACAAUCAGCUCAAGAUACCAUUUCUUUAAAAACCAAAGACACCAAGGUCUUCAGAGAUGAAGCAAAUAAUGGGGUUGCCCCAUUGCCUUUCAGAGAACCACGCCAGCGUUCACCAGAUAACAAAGAGCAGGCAGUCAAACGGUUCACGUCCUUACGGAAAACCCGGAAAAGGAAACCUGAGAUGCAGCAACACACCCGAUUGGCCCACGAGGUACUGUGCACCCUAAUGGCAGAGGUCACAGCCAUUAUAAACGCACAAUCAUUCCUACCUGUGUCUUCUGACCCAGAAAACCCCUUUAUACUUUCGCCAUCAACGCUCCAUACGCAGAAGGCAGGAGCACCUCCUCCACCAGGAGACUUCUCAGACAAGGAUUUGUACACAAAGCAAUGGAGACAAGUCCAGGCUCUGGCAAAUCAGUUCUGGCCUCGCUGGAGACAAAAAUAUCUACCUUUGUUGCAACAGAGACAAAAGUGGACAGAACCCCACAGGAAUCUUCAAGUUGGAGACAGUCCUGCUCAGGGACAAGCAGAUCACCCGCAACAGCAGGCCAAUGGCCAGAAUCACUGCUACAUUCCCUAGCGAGGAUGGACAUGUCAGGAAGAUCGAAUUGAAGACAACCGACCAAGGCGAUGUGAAAAUUUACCAAAGGCCAGUUACAGAAGUUAUUCUACUUCUACCCAAUGACUGAUUAAGAGACUAAGUUUGUACUCUGCUCAUUGUGACCUUACGAAGGUCAAGAGGGGAGUGUGCUGUCUUUACGACAGUUAUUUAGUUUAUAAUAUUUUCGCUUAGUAAUUCAUUCAAUAGUAUUUUCUAGUUAGAAUUAGAAGUGUUUAAAGUAUAUUCAUUGCAUGUAAAAUAUAUCGGCAUGCGAUGACGUCACAUCCGGUUUCGCCGCGUCUUGUGGGAAAACACCGGUUUGAAAUUAGCGCAAGGGUGGGGGCUCACCACGAGGCUCACCUGAGCAGAAGUUGUUUGCAGGCAUGAGAAAUCACAGUGAGAGCAACGCUGUAAGUUAAUAGAUAAUCGAUAUAUUGAACUAAGAUGUUAAUGCCGAUCCUGUUAGAAGUAACGACGGUAGAUAAUGUUUAUGCUUUCGUUAGUUAAAGAAUCGCGGAUAGUUUGCAUGGAAGUGUAUUUAAAGGUAGUCAAUGGAGCGGGUAAACUCUCCCUGUAUACUGCACCUUAGUGUAAUGUAGUUAUAGUCACCUUUGCAAAUAUUUACACUUGAAAUGUGAUAUUAAGGAAGGAACAAAUACUGUAUCAAUCUUGUAUUGUUUUAUCAACAGUUUUCACCAUAUGUUAAUGUGAAGAGUGAACAGUAAAUGGUUAAUCUUACUGCGAUCUGGUUUUCAUUGGCUGUGGUUUAUCUCGACGUUAAAUUCGGCGUUCGUUACACGCGAAGGAGAACGUUACAAUCUCUAUUAGUGCGUAUAGUUUGAGAAUUUUGGUUAUUAUAUGCAUAAUUUCCAGUGGGUCUUGGAAAGCCUUGUGGCCUUUGAAAUUGCACAUGUUGAGCUUAAUGUAUUUUAGUGCUUGCUAAAUUAUAGUAACUUUUUGACCCAGUUGUCUAAUUUAUGUCAAGAUUCAUCAAAUGUAUGUUCUGCUGUCAUCAACUUAAGUAGCUGUACUGUAUAUCACCAUUGAGAAAUGCAGAUCAUUGCAUAUAGACCAGAGAAUUUUAUUUAUUUGUUUAUUUAUUUUUAUUUAUGGCUACAGUGCUGAGGUGGUCCAUCUGGCCCAAUACCACUCAGAGGAUCAUUUAUUUAACCUUAGACCAGGGGUCAGCAACCUUUACCACUGAAAGAGCCACUUGGACCCGUUUCCCACAGAAAAGAAAACACUGGGAGCCACAAAACCCGUUUGACAUUUAAAAUGAA